AUGGAAUGUUUUAAGCCUCCUGAAGCUUUUAAUGUACAGGAACCACAUGGAUGGCUGAAAUGGAAACAGAGGUUUGAAAUUUUCAUGUUAGCAUCUGAAAAAAAUACUGCAGCUGAGAAAAUAAAAAUAGCAUUACUGGUUAAUAUCAUUGGUGAAUCUUGUUUAGAUGUAUACAACACUUUUCCAAACUGCAAGACCAGCAAGCUUGAAGAUGUCUUGUCUUGUUUUGAUGACCAUUUUUUGCCAAAAACUAAUACAACUAUGGAAACCUUUAAGUUCAAUAGUAUCCAUCAAAAAGAAGGCCAAACUAUAGAUUCGUUCCUCACUGAACUUAAGAAACAAGCAUCUAAUUGUGCCUUUAUAUGUGAAAAUGACCAAUGCAAGGCAAGUUAUGCUGAUAGAAUGAUUCGAGACAAACUGGUUCUUGGCAUACAUGAUAGGCAAGUACAACGGCAUUUGUUAAGAGAGCCUGCUAUGUCCCUGGAAAAAAUGCAGGAAUAUUGUCGAAGCAUCGAAGUGACCAUGCAGCAUGUUGAGUUGCUCAACAAAACGGAGGAGGAGCCUCAGGAAGUACUCGCCUUAAGGUAUGGAAGACCUGAAGGAAGAACAAAUAAGAAAAAUGAGAAAUGUUCACGGUGUGCCUACGCACAUGAACCUAGGAAGUGUCCAGCAUACAACCAAACAUGCAGAAUUUGCCAAAGACGGGGACACUUUGCCGAAAUGUGUUUUUUCAAGGACCAAAAUAAUUCUGUCCAGAGAAGAGUAUCGGAGGUAACAGAAGCACAGGAGACUUCUAUUGAUACUGACUUAGAGUACAUAGUCCAUGCGCUUUCUUUAACCUUGCCCAUUACGAAAGAAAAGAAAUUAAUAGUGAUGUUUUGUUAA
Messenger RNA from Diabrotica virgifera virgifera (western corn rootworm), 885 nucleotides. RefSeq lists its product as uncharacterized. Bases 1 to 885 code for a protein of 294 amino acids. The record is from RefSeq and is a predicted model, not a curated record. Lineage: Eukaryota; Metazoa; Arthropoda; Insecta; Coleoptera; Chrysomelidae. The transcript has 2 exons.